Molecule: messenger RNA, 1573 nt
Organism: Brassica oleracea var. oleracea
Lineage: Eukaryota; Viridiplantae; Streptophyta; Magnoliopsida; Brassicales; Brassicaceae
Product: BTB/POZ and TAZ domain-containing protein 5-like
Exons: 5
Coding region: 278-1402 (374 amino acids)
Molecular function (GO): protein binding
Source: RefSeq, a predicted model, not a curated record
UCUUUGCCAUUACUUCCUUCCCUCUCCGAUUUCUCAUUCUUUCCUUCUUUUUUCUAUCGCAGAUAGAUAACGUUUUCUUCCCCGGCAAAAUAUUUCUACCUUAGAUUUAGAAAUUCAAAAACAUAAAAGAAUUAUAGUUUAGUUGUGAAUAUAGAAGAAAAUCAUUCUUUUUUAUUUUCUUCUAAUCUGAUCUGCAAGUGAAGUUACACAAAUUAAACUUACCAAUAUCAGAAUUCAAUUACAAAAUCUUAAGAAAAACAAAUUAAUAGAAAAGGAUAUGGAGAACAUGGACGUUAUCUCACCGGAAAACGCCUCAGGGCCACCAUCACCACCUCCUCCUCCCGUAAAGUCAAACUCCGGUACGAUGUGGAAGAAGUCAACGCUACAAAAAUGCAAUAUCUUUGCUUCUAAAGCUACAAGAGAUGCAUGGGAUCGUAUGUUUGACGAAGCUCAUGGAGCUGAUGUUUUGAUUCAUACGGAUGAUAAUGGCUUGAUCUACGCGCAUUCUAACGUCAUCGGAAUGGCUUCAGAUGUUAUCAGAGGACUGAUGAAGCAAGAUAAGACAAACUCCCGACGCAAAUCAAUCUCAAUCCUCGGAGUUCCUCACGACGCUGUUCGCGUUUUCAUUCGCUUCUUAUACUCUUCUUGCUACGAGAAACAAGACAUGGAAGAUUUCGCAAUGCAUCUUCUCGUACUAUCACACGUCUACGUGGUUCCGCAUCUUAAACGAGUUUGCGAGUCGCACUUCGAAAACACUUUGCUCAACGAAGAGAACGUGAUUGAUGUGUUUCAGCUAGCUCUUCUCUGUGACGCUCCUCGUCUCGGUCUUCUCUGUCACAGAAUGAUACUCAAGAGCUUUGAAGAAGUCUCUACUUCUCAAGGAUGGAUAGCGAUGAAACAAAGUCACCCUAGUCUUCAUAAAGAGCUCUUACGCUCUGUUUCUUACGAGCUUAACAGCUUGAAGCAAAGAAGCAGGAAACAGAAAGAGAUACAGACAUAUACUCAGCUGUAUGAUGCAAUGGAAGCUUUUGUACAUAUAUGUAGAGAUGGAUGCAGAGAGAUUGGUCCAACAAAGAUCGAAAACCCGCACGUGUCUUGCGGGUUUCAAGCGUGCAAUGGUUUGGAGAUGCUGUUGAAACAUUUGGCGGGAUGUAAACUGAGAUCAAUCCCUGGUGGUUGCAGCCGUUGUAAGAGAAUGUGGCAGCUUCUUGAGCUUCACUCGCGUAUCUGCGUAGACUCGGAGCAAUGCAAAGUCCCUCUUUGCAGUAGCUUCAAGGAGAGGAUGAAGAAACAAAGCAGGAAAGAUGAGAAGAGAUGGAAACUUUUGGUGAAGAAUGUUUUGAGCACCAAGAGAAUUGGAGGAUCUCCUUUCUUUUUGCAAGCAAUUGAUGUUAAUAUGUGACAUUAUUAUUUCAUUUCAUAAUAGAGUUAGAGAUUGCAUAUAUGUAAUAUACAUAGGUAGUAGAUUCAUUGUAAAGAGAGAGAUUUUGAGAUUUAAACAAUCUUCACUCUCUAGUUACAUCACAAACCUCGUUUAAAAAGAGUGUAUCUGAUCAUAAUACCAUAAGUGUUU